AAAAACGUCACCGGUAUCUGGCAACGUAAGACGUCAGUUGAAGGUUUGUUGACAAAGCUUCACUGACCGCAGGCCGCCGUGACCUCAUCAGGGACGCGCAAAUGAUUCUUAUUGGUAAUAUCUUGACAGUUGGGAAAUGCCUCAGCAAUAUUAAUCUGCAGGACCGUUCGAAGCGUGUUAUGUGGUUGGCUGGAGUGACGCCGGCCAAUUGUUAAUUCAGGGAGCUAGCAUGUAUGCUAGCAAGCGCAUUCAAAUGAGGGAAAGCAAAGCGUUCGUAAACGGCGUUUCCACAUCAAACUAUCGCUCGUUUUAAACUUUCAUCAGUGUCUGUUGGCAUGAAAAGUCCAUGAUGCUGGACUGGAAUCCGUCAGCUUUACAGGUGGGCCUUUUGGCUACCAGCUCGGCCCUCACUGCUGUCUUCUACAAUGUGUAUAGGAACAAAGCAGCGACAGUGACCAAACUGAAGGAUGCCAAGAAAGUUUCCAUUGACCAGGAUUUGAAAAUAAUCCUGUCUGAAACACCUGGAAGAUGUUUCCCUUAUGCUGUCAUCGAGGGCGUGGCGAGGUCUGUGAAAGAAACUCUCCAUAGCCAGUUUCUCGACAACUGCAAAGGCGUCAUUGAGAGACUGACUUUGAAGGAGGAGAAAAUGGUGUGGAACCGCACCACCCAACUGUGGAGCAACACUCAGAAAGUCAUCCACCAGCGCACCAACACCGUUCCGUUUGCGCUCGGCCCGCACGACGACGACAUUGCCGCCACCGUUCGCAUCAUGCGCCCGCUUGACGCCGCCGAGUUGAAUCUGGAGACCACGUAUGAGAACUUCCACCCCGCAGUUCAGUCCCUGUCCAGCGCCAUCGGCAACUUCAUUAGUGGCGAGCGACCCAAAGGCAUUCACGAAACCGAGGAGAUGUUGCGCGUGGGCGACAGCGUCACAGGCGUAGGCGAGCUGGUGCUGGAUAACAACAUCAUUAAGCUCCAGCCGCCCAAGCAAGGCUUCACUUAUUUCCUCACUCGGCUGGACUACGACGCUCUCCUGAGGAAGCAAGAGCGAGAUGUCCGACUGUGGAGGAUUCUGACUGUAGUCUUCGGCCUUGCUGCCUGCUCCACUUUCGUCUACCUACUGUGGAAGCAGUACGUCUGCCACAGACAGAGGAAGCGCGUGAAGCGCAUGCUUCGGGAGUUUGAGGAGCAAGAGAAGAAAAAUAAGGGGGAACACAAUUUGGAGGAAGGCGGCGCGCAAGCCAGCAGGUGCACCGUCUGCUUGUUCCAGGAGCGCUCCUGCGUCUUUCUGGAGUGCGGUCACGUGUGCACGUGCACGAGAUGCUACCAGGCUCUGCCGGAGCCAAAGACGUGUCCCAUCUGCAGGGCGCCUAUCGACAGGAUGGUGCUCAUAUACAAUAUCUAAUGCGGGCACACUCGCGUCACACUGACCCUCUUUGUUUUGUUAUGUUUUCUUGCCUGUGGACUAAAUUGCCUCCAUCAUCAAGUUGGCUUUUGCAGGGAAAAGGGAAGUAAUGGGGCUGCGUACAAUUCAGACCUAACAUCAUGACUAAUUGCAAUACAACGGUAUGAAAUAUUCUGCCUUUGAGAUGUUUUUGUUAUAAAUUGAAAAGUCUA
Hippocampus comes (tiger tail seahorse) is the source of this 1617-nucleotide messenger RNA. RefSeq names its product mitochondrial E3 ubiquitin protein ligase 1 (gene mul1). Gene Ontology annotation, cellular component: mitochondrion. Gene Ontology annotation, molecular function: ubiquitin-protein transferase activity. The coding region runs from base 347 to 1405 and encodes 352 amino acids. Lineage: Eukaryota; Metazoa; Chordata; Actinopteri; Syngnathiformes; Syngnathidae. The transcript is spliced from 5 exons. Gene Ontology annotation, biological process: organelle organization; protein ubiquitination. The record is from RefSeq and is a predicted model, not a curated record.